AUUUCCCCUCCCUCAUCUCCCCAUCUCCGACGCUUCCCUCCUCCCCCAUCCCGGCCAUGGCGACCCCCGACGAACGCCCCUCCUCCUCCUCCUCCGCCGCCUCCGCCGUCGCCAUCCGCCAGGUCUGGGCCUGGAACCUCGACGCCGAGUUCGGCCUCAUCCGCGACCUCAUCGACCGCUACCCCUUCGUCUCCAUGGACACCGAGUUCCCCGGCCUCGUCUUCCGCCGCGGCGCCGGCGCCGGCACCCGCCCCUCCCCUCCGAACUACCGCCUCCUCAAGUCCAACGUCGACGCCCUCUCCCUCAUCCAGGUCGGCCUCACCCUCUCCGACGCCCGCGGCGGCCUCCCCGGGUUCAUCUGGGAGUUCAACUUCCGGGAGUUCGACGCCGCCCGCGACCCCCACGCGCCCGACUCCAUCGAGCUCCUCCGCCGCCAGGGCGUCGACUUCGACCGCAACCGCGCCGAGGGGAUCGACUCCGCCCGCUUCGCUGAGCUGGUGAUGUCGUCCGGCCUCGUCUGCAACGACGCCGUCAGCUGGGUCACGUUCCACAGCGCCUACGACUUCGGGUACCUGGUCAAGGCCCUCACCCGCCGCGAGCUCCCCGGCGACCUCCCGGAGUUCCUCGCCGUCGUGCGGGUGUUCUUCGGGGACCGGGUGUACGACGUGAAGCACCUCAUGCGGUUCUGCCACAGCCUGCACGGCGGGCUGGACCGGGUCGCCGCCGCCCUGGAGCUGGACCGGGCGGUCGGCAAGUGCCACCAGGCCGGUUCCGACAGCUUGCUGACGUGGCAAGCGUUCAGGAAGAUUAGGGACGUCUACUUCGCCAACGACGACGGGCCGGAGAAGCACGCCGGCGUGUUGUACGGCCUAGAGGUCUAUUAGGAUCAAUCCCCAAAAUUCAAUUCAUUCUUUUGUACCGUACCAAAUUUGUGGGUACAUUUUGUGAAUAUUGUUCGGUAUCUUAUUCACUGGUGUACUCAAAUUUGCACCUUGAAUCAAAUCAAGAUUGAAAUCUAUCAGCUGAUCGACUCCAUCAAAAUCAAUCAAAAUACCAAAAGCAUACAUUUAUCGAA
Molecule: messenger RNA, 1075 nt
Organism: Eucalyptus grandis
Lineage: Eukaryota; Viridiplantae; Streptophyta; Magnoliopsida; Myrtales; Myrtaceae
Product: probable CCR4-associated factor 1 homolog 11
Cellular component (GO): P-body; CCR4-NOT complex; CCR4-NOT core complex
Molecular function (GO): poly(A)-specific ribonuclease activity; nucleic acid binding
Source: RefSeq, a predicted model, not a curated record